Messenger RNA from Acaromyces ingoldii, 2092 nucleotides. RefSeq lists its product as hypothetical. The record is from RefSeq and is a predicted model, not a curated record. Gene Ontology annotation, molecular function: protein heterodimerization activity. The transcript has 2 exons. Bases 34 to 2049 code for a protein of 671 amino acids. NCBI's taxonomy places the organism in Eukaryota, Fungi, Basidiomycota, Exobasidiomycetes, Exobasidiales, Cryptobasidiaceae. Gene Ontology annotation, cellular component: transcription factor TFIID complex.
ACCAGGGCCUCCCGUGCAGGAGGAAAGGCCAAGAUGCCGACCAAAGACUUGUCCUACCCUGGCUCGUCUUCGUCGAAAUAUGCUCAGGGCCACCUGCAGCACGCCACGCUGCAGCUGCUCGCCUCUGCCGGCUUCUCUCGUUGCUCAUCGCAGGCCACUGCGAUGCUGGCGGAAAUCCUGCAGCGCUACCUGGCCCUCGUCGCGAGCACCGCGGGCCAGUACGCCUCGCAUUCGGGGCGGGUAGAGGGCAAUGCUUUCGACAUCAGGACGGCGCUCUACGAUCUGGGUACCGACCUAGAGGACGUCUAUUCGUGGAUCGUCGAUGGCGAUGGUCGCAAUGUGGCAGGCGUCAGCUCAUCAUCAUCAUUAUCUUCUUCCUCCUUUGCUUCUGCCUCUUCAUCGACGAUACCGCCGCAGGACGACGCAGCGGCUGCGUCGGAAGGACCAUCGAUUUUGAGCGCAAAGGAUCUCGGCGAGCGCUUGACCCGCGGCAAGCUCUCGAAGUCGUCGAAGCCGAGAGCGAGAAUUCGCUACCAGGCGAUUAGCACAGAGAAGAUCCAGGACGAGCUCUCGCUACAGGUCCAAGAGGCAGACGAGUUGGGUGGAGGGAAUGCUGUUGAUGAUGCUCAAACACGAGGGCCGGAAGAACAUGGCCAGAUCCUCGAAGAAGAUUUCGUCAAAAUGGAUGGCGAGUUUGCGAGAGCACGAAUGGAGAGGCAGAAGGCCGCCGACGAAAAACGACAGGAGGAGACGAGGACGGCUGCAGAGCUAGCACAACAGCAAGCGUCGCGCUCGACGGUAAUAGCGGAUCCAAAGACGGCGGAAGAGGAGGCGAGGCAGCGGGAGGCAGCCGAAUUUGAGGCGCUGGCCGGUCCACCAAAGCCGAGGAGGGUGCUGCGCGAUCCAUGGCGCAGUAGCGUUGCCUUUUCCGACUCGACGCUGGCGUCCCAGCAGAGCAUCGACGACGUGCCGGCCAUUGACGAUGGACCAAUGGAAAUGGACGAAUUUGUUCCCCCCACCGAAGAGAAUUUGGGCCCCAAGUCUUCACUGCGAGCCUUUGCAAACGACUAUCGAACGCUGGUCAUGGAGGCGCACAAUAGCACAGGAAGCAAUCUCUUGACACAGCCGGGCCCCAAUUAUGUCCGCCAAUCUUCGAAACGACGGACGAUCGCCUCGACGAUGGCUGAUCCUGGCAAGUUUGCACCGACCGACACUCUGUUUGCGAGUGUGCCGUGUCGACCGUCUGCCAUCCCCUUCAAUCCUGGUCCCUCCCUUAUGAUUACGCCUCCCACAGCGACAAAUCCGGCACCCACAUUCACCUCUACGCACCCACAUGGCCGUCCCGCUGCGCUGAUUCCCAGCUCGGGCGCCCUAGUCCCUUCGCUGCGUUAUCGCCAUGCCGAUCGGACCGCCAACGCCGCACGUCUCGUUGGCGACGGUGAGGUGCUGAAGCGCGUGACGAGGUGGACCGAUCCGCCUCCCGUGCUCGAUGAGCAGCAUGCCGAGCGCGUCUUUCACGGCGCUCCUGCCUCCAAGGACCUUCUGCAUGAGCGACACUCGUUCCUACGAGCUGCGCUCGACACUCUUCUGGUCAAGCAGCAAGCUGAUCGACAGAGAAAUGCUGCUGCGCAGGCCGCUGCCGCCGCUGCUGCAGCAGCAGCUGAGGCGGGUGACGAAGCAGCGGCAAAGGCAGCGGCAGAUGCAGCAGCGGCAGCUAUCGAAGCGGCCAAUGUGACAUCGUCCUCGUCUCCGGAUGCGCUCCUGAUGCUGAGCAAGAGCGAGAAGAAGGGCCCUAAAUCCGCCACGCUGGUCCAUACCUGGGACUGGCUGCCGCGCGAUCCGCUGGACGCCACCUUGCCCGCCAAGAGGCUCAAGGGCAUGCAGGGCGUCUACCUCAGGGGCCCCAAUGCCCAGCUUGGUCAGUCGCAAGGACAGGGCCAGACACCCACCUCGGCCGUUGCGACGCCUGGCGGUGGCGAGAGAGAGAGGAGCGUCAGCUUCAGCUUGCCGACGCACCCCAAUGCCACACAGCCACAACCAUCCAUGUAAUACUAGACACUGCAUCGCGCACAGCAUUAUUUGACGUUCUUGG